CCGGGAGCUCCGAAUCCACAGAUCGCUGAGAUUCAGUCACGAGUGGAGGAGUUGGUGCGUCGCUAUGACGAUGCUGUGGCUACUGCGGAGCAAGAGGAGCUCCGAGAGGAGGAAGAGGACACUUUCGGCGACAAGGUGCGGACUCCUGCUAGGUGGCGUGUGGGCGACAUCCUGCUCGCAACACAUCGCUCCAUGGCUCGCACGAGUACACACACUGAGCGAGCCAUUAUCGCCGAGUUUGGCGAUGAUCCCGAGGUGAGCGCAGCUAUCGGAAGCGAGGCGCAGAAGGUGGGAGACGCGUUCACCGAGGCGGCGGAGCAGGCUGUUCGACGGCAUCAGCGGCUCUCACACAUCCAACAAGCUCUGCACUCGGCGGCAGCUAAUGGAAUGCAGCUCGACGACAGCAGUGGGGACGAUGCAGACGAUAAACCGCCGUCACAUGCCAUCCGCGAGCGCCAGUUGAGGAACACAAUUGACGCGCUGCAUCGAGAGAAGGAAUUGAUGGCCAGUCAGCUGCAGGAGGCUCUGAAGGCGCAGCAAGAAUCGCGCAUGGCUACUGAACAACAAGCGCAGGAGCUUGCAAAGGCUCAGAGACAACUUCGAGCUCAGGCUGAGGAGCUGCGUAUCACUCAAGAACACAACGAGAAAGCUGCCGAAGCAGCGAACACCCUAACGACAUCCUGGCGGGACAAGUUUCAAGCAAGUGCCAAGGCGGCAGCCGCAGCGGAGGCGAAAGUGCAGGAGCUCGAGUCCAAGGUCCGUGCCCAGAGCGAGGAGAUCGUCAAGCACACUUUCGUGCUUCAGGCCGAGAUUCAGGAGAUGGAGCGCUUCAAGGAGAGUGAAGCCGCUCGAAGUCGAGCCGAAGCAGCAGCUCAAGCUGCAGCCCUAGCUGAAGCUGAAGCCGAGGCCAGGAGAGCGAAAGCCAAAGCAAACGAGGAGAAACGCAAGAGCAAGCUGAGCGCGGAUGGCAACAGCAAGGGCAUGCAGGAGAUGGAGGACAAGGUCCGUGAGCUGGAGGGGGCUCUACUCGCCGCCGAAAGGAUCAAGGAGCAACUGGAAACGGACAACACCGAGCUCUUGCAGCGUAUGCGAGAGCUCCAAGCCCGUUUUGGGGAACUACGCCGAGUCAAACCUUCGAAAGAGGAACCGACAAAGGAAUCGGAGACGCCGACUGCCCCCGUGUCGACGUUCGCCUUAAGGUUGCGCGAGAACACGCCCCGAGUGAACGCUCGCAAGCGAAAGAGGGGCGGGAUCGUGCCCAAACCCAAUGCUCGGCCAGCCCCCAGUGCGCCGGUGGCCCCCGCGAAAAUUGACGAAGAGGACGAUCUGUCGAGUAGCGACAGCGAAGCGGGGGACAGUGACAACGAAGCCGAAAUCGACGAAGUGGAGAAAGACGAGCGGGAGCUGAAUCGGGUGAUGCAGCGAGUCGUGGCAACUGUGUUCCCGAUUCUCUCA
Molecule: messenger RNA, 1455 nt
Organism: Phytophthora sojae
Lineage: Eukaryota; Oomycota; Peronosporomycetes; Peronosporales; Peronosporaceae
Exons: 1
Source: RefSeq, a predicted model, not a curated record